Diachasma alloeum is the source of this 1028-nucleotide messenger RNA. It is a transcript of the gene Taf13, whose product is annotated as transcription initiation factor TFIID subunit 13. Lineage: Eukaryota; Metazoa; Arthropoda; Insecta; Hymenoptera; Braconidae. Gene Ontology annotation, molecular function: protein heterodimerization activity. The coding region runs from base 151 to 540 and encodes 129 amino acids. Gene Ontology annotation, biological process: transcription by RNA polymerase II. The transcript is spliced from 4 exons. The record is from RefSeq and is a predicted model, not a curated record. Gene Ontology annotation, cellular component: transcription factor TFIID complex.
UACGGGGUACACAACAAAACACCCGUUCACUCUGUUCGUCCGUCAUUUACCUGAUUAUUUGAUAAGUUUUUGCUGUUUAAAUUGCAUUAUCAGUAUUGAGAUUAAGGAAGUUUUUGAAGGGUAGAUCGCGGUUUAUUGGUGGCUGGAAUUAUGGCAACUGAGGAGACUUUUGAACAGUUUGAGGACGAGGAGACAGAGCUACCGAUUGGAGGAACUCUCCCCGGUGGUAGGAAGCGUCUGUUUUCCAAGGAGCUUCGAUGCAUGAUGUACGGGUUUGGAGAUGAUCAGAAUCCUUACACGGAGAGUGUUGACCUCCUGGAGGAUCUCGUCAUCGAGUACAUCACUGAGAUGACCCACAGAGCCAUGGAGAUUGGGAGGACUGGGCGAGUGCAAGUGGAGGACAUCGUUUUCCUCGUGAGAAAAGACUCGAGGAAGUACGCGAGGGUGAAGGACCUUCUGACAAUGAACGAAGAGCUGAAGAAAGCAAGAAAAGCGUUCGAUGAAGUCAAAUAUGCAGACUCGCAUGGCUCCAGGGCAUGAAGUUAAUGCAACAAAUUAUGAAAAAUCUCAUUAGUAAAUCUAUUCUAUGUUCGUUAAAAAAUAAAAAUGUAUAAAAUUCUCACGAAAUAUCAUGAACGGCCUGUUUCGCUGACAGAAUAACGUCGUUAAGGCCAACGCCUUGAUAAGAGGAGCCACAGAGUAUGAGAGGCAUUUUAUGAGCAGUGAUAUAAUUGCGUAUUCUCUUGAGUCUCUCCUCGUGGCCAACGAUAUACUGAGGAAUGCAAUUCUCAAGAAUUUGGAAGUGACUGUCCGAGGGGUCGACCUUUAUGCCGAGAAUUCUUCUCAAUUGCUCUAGUGCCACAGUCUCCAUGUGUGCUUGCGAUGAAUUAACACCGAAAUAUUCGUCGAACCAUGCACCGCCCAUCAUUACUGUCAGUACCUGUAAGAUAUUUAAAAGUUGAAUAAUUCAUUAAUUUAAAUUCGUUUUAUAAUUCCUGUCGAUGAAUAAAUGGAUGUGAUUUUUAUCA